AUGACAAUGAACUGCAAGCUGUCGCUCGACCUGUCAAGCACAGAGUCAGAAAACUUCUAUUUCUGGAAGGAGAACAUAUACAAGUUAGUAAACUAUCACUACGUGCCGAAACAGCCGUGUAAACUCUUCCGGGUGUUCCAUAACAACCAGCUGCUGUGGGAAAGCGACGGAGGAUCGUUUUGCACAAAAGUGAUAGUUUGCCGCUCAGAAGGCCAGCCACUGCUGCUCCACAUAUCGUUCGUGAGCGACGGGCUCAAGGAAGUCUCGUACUUCGUGAACCGUAGAGCAAUAGAGAGAGAUUCAAGCUCCGAGAGUGAGAGAGUUCGCCGCCCCAAGCCAGAAGCAACAUUAUCGGAUAUACCCAGCAAAUGUACACACUAUACUGAUGCGGAUGUGCUAGAGAACAAUGAGUACCUGUCAAAGGAGAUCUUCAAGGCUGAUCUCUCGAGCAAACACGGUCAAGUAUGUCCAGAUCAGCUCCAGUUCAACGGCCAGCACACCUCAAAUCAAUGUGUAGACUUAAACGCAAGGAGUGACGCAGAUCUGGCUGCGUGUUUGGAUGGGCAGAGCGUAUUUGAGGAGGUAAAGGAGGAGGCCGCACUAGAAUGGGUGAAAAUAAGCUCGCAGAACUUCUACCUUAGGUUCCACCGCCUAGUUGAGUCGAGCCAGGUGCUGCAAGAGCUGGAACUGGUGAUCACGAAGCCGAACGAGAAGAAGGUGUUCGUUAACAAGUCAUCGAAACUACUGGUGGACGUGUACGUGCCAGGGGUGGGCUACAAGAUUAACGCAGUUAAGGACGGGAGGAAGGACGUGUGGAGAGCCACGUCGCCGAACUUUCGGUGCUCCACAGUCUUCGCACACCCGAAGGCAAGUUAUUCAUACCUGCACCUGGUGAUAGAGGGCUACCUGGACCCAGGAAUGGACCUAGAUACAGUGUUGGCAGGAGUAAACGGGUCGCCUGAGGGGUCAGGAGCAGGGUUCGGAAGUAGAUACGCAAGAUACUUUGGAGUAUCGAGAAGAUUAUUCGGGCCUGUAAGUGAACCCUCAGACGAAAGCAAUGCAAAUAAAGCGUCUAGCAACGAGUAUGUGACGAGAAUGGGCUCAGAAGGCUUGAAAAUGACCUAUGGCACCCGCAGAGGCCCUGAACCACAGAACGGUUCAAAGUACUUUAAAACGGAUUUGUUCUUCAAGAAGUCCUUUAUGCGCUGGAACAGAAUAUCGCGCUCAGCCUACUUUGGCUACUUCGAGUUGGAUUUCGGAAGGACGGGGCUGAACAACGAAGUGUGUAACCUGGACAAGGACCUCUACUGCUACUACUACAAGAAGAUACAGCUCAGUCUAGAUGAGCUGAGCGAGGCCUUUAGGGGAAUGGAACAGCAACUGGACGUUUCAGAGCCAACUCAAAGCGCCAGAAACUCUUAUUCACAGUCCGAAGAGGUGGACGACCUGGGCCACCUGAACGAGUGCUUUUACAUCGUAAAAAACCACUUCCACACCAUCACGAACGUGUGCGUGACGCCGAGGCCUGGCUUCAUCCUGAAGGAGGUGCAACUGGAGAAGUUGCGUCUGACCUCAGGAUACUCGGAAUACAUCCUCUACCUAAACCUGCACUACUACAUGGGCGACCUGGCGUCCUUCUACCUGAUCCUGAGCACGAACAGCGGCGAGAACGCACUGUACUUCCUGAAGAAGGACGGUCUCUGGGUGUCCGUGAGCUUCACGCAGUACAUGAGGUCCUUCUCGAACUACACGUACGUCACAGGGGCCGAGAGGACCACGUAUCUGCAGGAGUUGGGGCCGCUGGGAGGAGUGAAUGUAGCAGGGUCGGAGCUUAACGGAGCAGCGAACGUUGUGAGUCUCAACAGCGCGGACCUGAGCAACACGUAUAACAUGACCAAGUUAGGAAGCGCAGAGAAACAGAAUGCAGAAGUAGGCGGAACGACGCUGAACAGAAGUCUCAGCAUGAUGAGCACGAUGAAGAGCGUAGGCACGGGCUUCGAGAGCGCACUCAACAGUGGAAGGAUGGGAAGGACCUACAGCAUGCUCAGCACUAAGAGCACGAGCAGGUCCUCGAGCUUCAGCCUGGCGAACAGAGGAGUCGUGCUCUCGAGCAGCCAUUUCGCACGCUUGCGCAACAACCUUAAAACGCUCAAGGCGAACCUGAGCAUCAUAAGGCUGAAGAUGGCAAACCUGCCCGGAGUGCGGGGGAUCGCAGGGCUCACCUCUGGAGGGAAGCUGGGAUUCACUAAACGCAGAGGACUGAGGAACUCGGGGAGGCUGAGCGCACGUCUGAGCGAGAGAGCGAGCGGAAGAGUGACCAACCCGAGCCAAAUGAAGAACAUAAAGCUGAGCGACCUGCUGAAGAAGAGGCCGCGCGAAGAGCCGUUCAUGGGGAAGAUUUUCACGAGCAGCUUCAGAAACAAGAAGAACCUGCUGAUAAAGACGUACUUCUCGCCGGCAGAAAACUACUCGAACCCAAGGAGAGUGUUCAGGCACAGGCUGCAGCCGGAUCACCUGAGCGCCUGGGGAGGAGAAGUCCUGGGAAGCGGCUCAAGGGAUUUCACUGCCGCAAGGCUCAACAGUGCCUCUGCCAGUUAUGACGAGUUGAGCGCCGCCUCACUAUUGAGCUCAGUUAACGGAUGGUCGCAGGCCACCAGCAACUUCCCGGAGAGGACGCUGUGCAUGCCACUGAGCCCAGCGAGCAACCUCAGGGCCGCCUGGAGCAACAGAACCAUGAGGUGGGCCGAGGGCAGAGUGACGAGGAGGACGAGGCUGCGCGACAGGCUGUGGAAGCUGCAUCGAGGGCUGGGGAACCCCUUCGCCGCGAGCGGCUUCGACACCUCACUGCCCUCGAGCAGGCGCUUCGGGCCCACGCGAGCCUUUCACUCGGCGAGAUUGUUCUCAGCAAGGGCAAUAGGCAACAGCGAAAAGAAUGUGAUACUCGUGGGCGGCCUGGCCUCGACGUUCCUCGAGUCGUUUAUGACCGUGAACGUGAACAAGUUUUUGCAAAAAAACAGCUACCUGAACCUGAACCCGUACCUGAGUCACGUUCCCAAGUACAACGUGUUGGCGGUGACGACGAAGGAGGUCAGCACCACGGAAGCGCUAAUACUUGAUGGUGGUUAUGUAGUUUGUGCUAAUAAUUAUAUAGGUUCCGGCUUGACACUGUCGGACUCAACCACAGACAGCACACCGAACGCACACAGCGCCGGCACUACCAGCUCAAGGAACGCCCAGUACCUCUUGUCCAAAAGAUACUACCGCAAGUACGGGGAGCUCUUCAACAGCUCAAGCUACUACGGAGACGACCUCCUGGACGUAUUCAGGUCGUUUAGCUACACGGGGUCGUUCGUGGAGCUGCUGAACAAGAUGGGCUACAACGUGUACAGCAUGGACCUGCAGUCUCACGGACUCUCCGAGGGGGCGCGCGACCUGAAGUGUUUCGCGGAGAAGUACGAGGACUACGUCGACGACCUGCUCCAGUACGUGAGCAUCGUGAAGUCGGGUCGCUUCUUUGACCACGGACAGACGUCCAGUGACACUCUGGCCGGAGGAGUGCGGCCGAGGCCAGGCAAGUACGUGCUGGUUGGCUUCAGCAUGGGGGCAAACAUAGCGGUCCAGGCGAUAGUGAACCACGUGUCGGCCUCGUCGAGCUGCGUGAACUGCGCCAUGACGAAUCCAAACCUGGUGGACAAGUUCCUCUCGCUGAACGGAAUGUACAACAUAAAGGAGCAGUGUGGAAGGGUGGGAAGGCACCUGUACCCCUUCCUGUCCGGCAUAACCUCGCUGUUCAUUCCCACGAAGCCGUCGCCUGGGAGCCUGUCACGGAUGUACUCGGACUCGUUCCGAGUGUACAAUUUGUUCAACGAUGCCUACUACUACGUGUUCAAGCACCGCCACCUCAAGGUUUUGCAGAUAUUCAAGGCCUGCGACGCGGUGUUUGAGAAGUUUAAACGCUACCCGAAGGACCUGAAGACCUUCAUAUUGCAUUCCACCAGCGACAACAGAUGCCACGUUACUGGCGCCAACACCUUUUACGAGCAUAUAAAGAACGGCCGCAACGAGUACAUACAAAUUGACUCAAACUUCCACACCAUAGUGAAUUACGAGUUCCUGGGACUUAUGGGAGACAUAUUGAGUAAAAUAUUGGUUUAA
Messenger RNA from Theileria orientalis strain Shintoku, 4155 nucleotides. RefSeq lists its product as uncharacterized. The coding region runs from base 1 to 4155 and encodes 1384 amino acids. The transcript has 4 exons. The record is from RefSeq and is a predicted model, not a curated record. NCBI's taxonomy places the organism in Eukaryota, Apicomplexa, Aconoidasida, Piroplasmida, Theileriidae. Gene Ontology annotation, cellular component: membrane. Gene Ontology annotation, molecular function: lipase activity.